CCUACACACCAGAAAAGACUUUUCCAGGGCAGGUUAUUCUGGAUGAUGGAAUUUAUCAAAUCUUCUGAAAUCACUGGUACCGGACAGUGUUGGAGAUGCGAUACCAAAUUAGAUGGAACAUCAAUUUCUUUCAGCAUGGCGCACCUUAACGUUUAUGUUUCAGAUUUCCAGCUGCUGUCAGUUCCUAGGAUUUUUAAACUCCUAAUAAACUAAAUCAUUUCAGGUGUAUUUUAUCUUGUGCUUUCACUGUACAUGCUACAGGUUUUGAAAUGUCACUGCUUGGAAAGAACUCUCUGGAGGCUCUGAGAACGUUAGCAUUUUCAGAAAACCCUGGCUUGCAACAGUCUGCUGCACUCUAUUACUUACACCUGAGCCAACACUUGAUCAGCCAGCUGACUGAAGAACAUUUGGAACCUUAUUAUGCUUUACUACAGUCCAGUGAUGUAGAGGUUCAACAGAUGUCUUCCUUGUCUCUUGUCAAUUUUUUGCUGGAAGGAAACAUAAACAGAGACCUAGUUGUCCAAAUGGGUUUACUCGAGCCAAUUCUGGAGCUACUUGAGUUGGGGGAUUCAACUGUCCAGUGUAACUCCUGCGCCUGCAUAAUGACCUUGGCUGCCUCAGAGUCCAACCGAGAGGCCAUAACUUCAGUAGGAGGAGUCAUACCUUUACUGGCGCUGGCCAACUCCUAUGAUCCUAGGGUUCAACAAAAUGCAGCUGGAGCUAUUCUUAACCUCACACAGUCAGAAUGGAUCCAACAAGUCCUGUGCAGGGAGGGAGCCCUCCCAGUUCUUACCUUGCUGUUAGAGUCUCCUGACUCAGAAGUGCAGUAUUACAGUUGUACUGCUCUAAGCAACCUGGCAGUCAACUCCCAUCACCAUGAAGCGAUGCUGAGAACUGGUGAAGGGUUCCUUCUGCGGACACUCAUUUCUCUCUUGUCUUCAUCUGUGGAAAAGGUUUCAAGCCAGGCUUGUGUUUGUUUGAGAAAUUUGGCUGUAAGUGUGCACAUCCAGGCUGACAUCAUUGCUAUGGAUGUCCUGCCCCAGCUGCUCUCCCUUCUUGCAUCCAGCAGUACAGACGUUCAGCAAGCUUCCAUUGCGCUCCUUUGGAAAUUAUCCCAGCACCCAGGCAACCAGGACACACUUACAUGUGCAGAGAUGCUGAACACCCUGGGCAAGCUACUGCUAACUCAUAAAGCAGACCCAGUGCUUGUUGGUCAUGCUGCCUGCAUAAUUAAAAACCUGAUCCUUCCCCAAAACAUGCAGAGAAUCAUGGAAAGCUCCUGUUCUGAAGGACUCCUCUAUACUAUCCUCUCUCCUGAUGUUCAAGAAGAACCUCUUCAUUAUGUGAUAGCUUGUCUUGCUGAGCUGGCAAAGCAUGAAGGAUCUGCCUUCCACAUGCUACAGUGGAUGGAUGAAUCCCUAAUAAAAUGCUUAGUGAAACUAGCUGGCCAACUGCAACAUACAGAGCCCUCAUUUCAAGCUGCGUCCAUUAUCCAGCAUGUGAUAUGUCAUGAAAAGGUGAGGUCUCUGCUGAAAUGCCACAUUAAGGAGAUUCAAUGCUACCUAAUGAAUUUUCUCACCCACCAAGAGAUUCGCUUUCAGCAGCUGGGCAUUUCCACCGUCUGCAAAUUACAGGAAGAUCCAGAAUUUUCAUUAGCCAUCAGGCAAAGUCAACUGAUGGAGCAUCUUGAGAGGGUCCAUCAACAGACAGAAGAAACGCAAAAGCUUCUAAGGGUGGUUAUCAACCACAUGGACAUUUAACUCCUUUGUUAGUCAGCCCAUGGAAGCUUUAAGAAGAAUGUACGCAGGGUCUGGUCUUCUUUCAGACUAGAUUUCAUGCUGCCCUAUUUGUUUACAUAAAGAGAAUGCGGUACAGUUACUUGUCUUUGUUCAAUGCCAGCUAGAGUUUGAACAAUGCUUCUAUGCAGUGGCCGAUGGCUUGCUCUUGACUUUAGAAUGUGUUUUGGACCAAAUCCUGAAGACUCUGAGUCUGAGUCAUCAUUGCUCCAGGGCUCUCUCUGCCAGCAGAACUGGUGCAGAGAAAACAGCAACUAUCACUCUAAGUCUCCUUGAUGAAUACUAUUGGUGCAAGGAUUCUUUCUGGCAGUUUUGGAGGGUCCCCUUGCACAAGUUUGCGCCUCAGUCUACAGAGCAGGCAGGGCAGGGGGAAGGGUCCUAAAGUUGCCCAGAUGUGAGAUAGAUGUGUCCAGUCCAGUCUUUCACCUUUAGUAAUUCUGCACUCCACAGAAUUCUGCAAAGAAGCUGGAGAAUACGGUCAUGGAGGCGUGGUGUGAGGCACCCCAUUGCAUCAUACUUACCUGUGUCAAGGGUGGAUCAAGAUGAAUAGGGAAAGUGCAGUGUCUUCUUUCAGUCUAUAGCAGUCGUCCAGGGAUGAUGCUCCCACUCAUGAUCUGACUGCUUCCUUGCACCCAUUGUUAGCACCCUGUAGUUCCAACCUCCAAACUGCAACUCUUGAAGACCUUUGAUCUCCCAAACUGCAUUAACAUAUUAAAAAUGCAAACUCCCCCCCCCCCCAAAAAAA
Alligator sinensis (Chinese alligator) is the source of this 2541-nucleotide messenger RNA. Its product is annotated as vacuolar protein 8-like. NCBI's taxonomy places the organism in Eukaryota, Metazoa, Chordata, Crocodylia, Alligatoridae. The coding region runs from base 270 to 1760 and encodes 496 amino acids. The transcript is spliced from 13 exons. Gene Ontology annotation, molecular function: protein-membrane adaptor activity; protein binding. Gene Ontology annotation, biological process: nucleus-vacuole junction assembly. The record is from RefSeq and is a predicted model, not a curated record.